GAGGGGGACUGCCACCAAAUCGCGACUAUAUUAAGCGACCAGCCGCCAGCCAUCGCCAAUCCGCCAUUGCUACCUAGCUACCUCCUACCUAGCCAGCGUGAAGACGAUUACGUGCGGCGUCGAUCCAGAUGGCGGCGGCGACGCAGGAGUACAUGGAGAAGGCGCAGCUCCGGCAGAGCUACCGCAACGUCUGGCACACCGACCUCACCAGCGCCACCCAAGCGGAUCUCCCAUACUGCUGUCUGUCGCUGUGGUGCGGCCCAUGCGUCUCCUACAUGCUUCGCAGGCGUGCUCUCUACAACGACAUGUCAAGAUACGUGUGCUGCGCCGGGUACAUGCCAUGUAGCGGGAGGUGCGGCGAGAGCAGAUGCCCAGAAGUAUGCCUCGCGACAGAGGUGUUCUGCUGCUUCGGCACCUCUGUUGGGUCGACCAGGUUCCUGCUGCAGGACGAGUUCAACAUUCAGACGACCCAGUGCGACAACUGCAUCAUCAGCUUCAUGUUCAUCCUCCAGCAGCUGGCCUGCAUCUGCUCCAUUGUCGCCUGCAUCGUCGGCAACCAGCAGCUGUCGGAGGCGUCGCGGGCGAUCUCCUGCUUAUCUGACAUGGUCUACUGGACGGUCUGCUCCUGUAUGCAGACGCAGCAUAAGGUGGAAAUGGACAAGAGGGAUGGCAAGCUGGGCGGCCCAAUGGCGUUUCCUGCGAUGCAGCAGAUGUCGCGCAUGUACCAGUAGACCGGGUUCGUGCGCGGCACACUACAGGUGGCUGGGGUUGAUGUUUGAGGAAUGGACGGAUAUCAGAUCAUCUAGCUCGAUGAAUAUGUGUUUGUAGUUUGUACACCAUUGAACUGUCUCAUGUUCCAUUUGGCGAUUCUGUGAAUUUGCAAAUUUCUCUGUGAGGGCGGCCGAGCUUCACCUGACCGCUCCCACUUCGAGAGACAUUAUGCAUAUAUAAUGGGAAUAAAUUGGCAUAUCACGAUUA
Molecule: messenger RNA, 978 nt
Organism: Lolium perenne
Lineage: Eukaryota; Viridiplantae; Streptophyta; Magnoliopsida; Poales; Poaceae
Source: RefSeq, a predicted model, not a curated record